CCUAUCUCCUCCAUUAUUGCAUGACACCAUGCCCGCCUCAGCCUCCGCCUCCGCCUCCCUCUCUCUCUCCGCAUCCGCCUCUUCGACAACCUCCGCCGCCCCCAAUUCCGAUCUCCUCAUCCGCCUCAGCUCCCCCGACUCCCUAGUCCAGCUCAAAGCUCUCCGCGAGCUCAAGAACCGCAUCAUCGGCAAUCGCACCAAGAAGCUCGCCUUCGUCAAGCUCGGCCUCGUCCCCGCCGUCGCUGCCAUCCUCGCCUCUAAUGCCCAUGCCCAGGCCGAUCACGAUUCUAAUCUCCUUGUUCAGUCCGCCGCCACCCUCGGUAGCUUCGCCUGCGGCUUUGAUGCCGGCGUCAGAGCCGUUCUCGAUGCCGGCGCCUGUUCUACCCUCCUAUUGCUUCUCUCUCAUUCUGAUGACAAGGUUGUGGACGCUGGUGCACGUUCUUUGAGAAUGAUUUAUCAAUCGAACCUGGCUCCAAAGUGUGAUUUUCUUCAGGACAAAAACAUGGAAUUUCUUCUUUCGUUAUUGAAUAGUGAAAAUGAGAAUGUUACUGGACUUGGUGCAAGUAUAAUUAUACACUCGUGCGAGACUAUGGAAGAAAAGAAGGCAGUAUGCAAUGCUGGUGUUCUCAAAAAGCUUGUUAGCCUUCUCGGAGGUUCUCCAAGUCAGAGAGAUAAUAGCUUAGAAUCUCUAGCCACGAUUAUGAAGAACAAUGAUGAAGCUGUUUCUGAGUUUGUGGGAUGUGAAUGUGGAAGAGCCUUGAGUUCUGUUAUAGAAUUAACAAAAGAUAGAUAUCCUCGCACAAGAUUUUUGGCUUCGACCUGCUUGAUUGCUAUAAGAAACACUUCUUCAAGCUAUCUGCAAGAUAUAGGUAUCAAAACCAAGCUGGUUCAUCUCUUACUUGAACUUCAUGAUGACCCCGGUCAAGUUGGAGACGAAGCUCCGUUUGCAUUUUCUAGUUUGAUUUCUCAAAAAGUCGAUCUACAGAGACUAGCACUUGAGGCGAAUGCUAUUGAUAAACUGUACAACCACUUGCAAAAGAAUCAUUUACAUCCUAAACGUUUCGAAGGACUAUUAUUGGCACUAGCUGAUUUAUGCUCAAAGUUGGAGAGCUGUAGGUCUAGAUUCCUGUCGUUGCAGGCAUUGAACUUGGUAUCUGAAGCUCUGAUCCAUGAUAGUUCUGAUGUACGUACUGCAGCUUGCAUUUGUUUAAGAUGCGUUUCUCGCUCUAUCAAGAAUUUGUGUGCAGGUAAUUUUAUGAACGAAAUGAUUGUCCCUCCCUUGGUUCGGCUGUUAGAUGACCCUUCUACUUCAGUCCAGGUUGCAGCUCUUAGUGCUGUUGGAAACAUAGUUAUUGAUUUUACUACGCAUAGGUCAUUAUUUUUACAGUCUGGAGGGGUGAAACAGCUUGUUCAGUUAUCAAGAUCAAUGGAUUCAAAUUUGAGAUUAAAUGCUUUAUGGGCUUUACGGAACUUGAUGUGCCUAGCAGACUACAUGUGUAAACAAGAGAUAUUUAUGGAGCUCACAGCUUCGUCAUUAGCAAGCCUUAUAUCUGACCCUGAGCCUAUUGUCCAAGAGCAGACUCUAGCUCUUGUCCGCAAUCUUGUUGAUGGAUGUAUGAAGUCAGUUGAGCUUGUAUUUGCUGAAGAUGGUUUACUAUUAAAUGCUGUUGGAAGGCAGUUGCAGGGUGCUUCACAAGAUGAAAUUUUGGUACAGGGAUUGUAUGUGCUUAGCAAUAUUGCAAGUGGAAAUGAAGUUCACAAGGAAGCUGUUAUGCAUCAAUUAGUACCAGAAGUAGACAAUGGCGCCCAGUCUCUUAUUCUGAAGUUUUUGCAGAGUAAUGAAAGCCAGUUACGUAUAGCUGCAGUCUGGACCAUUGUUAAUCUUACUUUUCCAUCGAGUCCUGAUGCAUUGAGUCGUUUCCUAAGACUUAACAUUGCUGGCAUUGUUUCUCAAGUGAAGAGCAUGACCAAUGAUCCUUGCCUGGAUGUUAAGCUUCGGGUAAGAUCAGCACUCGGGCAAUUUACGACCUUCAGUGAUGGCUUAACAUGAUACUUUUUUACCCUUGAAUCAGUGGCCAGAAAAGGAUUACACUGAUGCAAUUGUACUAGUUUUGAUGUUACGGUGUACCACAUUGCUUUUAUAAUUUUCCCAGUUAGAGCAGUGUGGAAGCUUUCUAAAUUUGUGGAUACUCCUGACCAGGUUACCUUUGUAAUCUGUUCCACUUUUAUGUAUUUCUUUUUGAACACGUGCCAUGUAUCGAUGUAGGUAUAUCAACUUGGUAGUUAUGGGUUUUUAAAACCUAUCUGUCAAAUACUGUUUCCAUGAUGUACAGAGGUGCAUUUUUCUUGGUUCCAAGUGUAUAAAGAGACCAAUAGGUGGAGUGCUAUUAUAUCGAUGUCCCCGGAGGUUUGAUGAGCAAGGAUGAGCUUAUGUUACUGUGAUUGAUGCAGUGUAGCUUUAUUCCAAAGCUUGGUUACGCUUCUUCAAAGUUCGCAACUCCCUUGCUCUCCCGAAAAGAUGAAACUUUGUACAGCCCUGUGGGAAAGAAUAACCAACUUGUCUUGAAGUAUAUACUGUAUAUGCAACCCAGUACAUUUCCCGUUAGGAAGUACUGAUAUCGUCUGGGAAUUUAUACCAAUUACCAAAUGUGUAUUAAUUGGGAUGUUAUAAGUGAACAAGUUUUCCAGGGAACUUGACCAGAGUACCAGUUCUCUAAUUGAUGUUUUCGGAUUGUCUGUCAGACUCACAGUGCUCGCUAGCGUUUUGCAGUGGACUGAUUUUGUUGUUCCUAGAUUGUCUGGGUCACAGUACUCGCUAACUGCAAAAUG
This is a messenger RNA of Argentina anserina (silverweed cinquefoil), 2829 nucleotides long. RefSeq lists its product as uncharacterized. Gene Ontology annotation, molecular function: protein binding. Gene Ontology annotation, cellular component: GID complex. Bases 29 to 2050 code for a protein of 673 amino acids. The record is from RefSeq and is a predicted model, not a curated record. NCBI's taxonomy places the organism in Eukaryota, Viridiplantae, Streptophyta, Magnoliopsida, Rosales, Rosaceae. The transcript is spliced from 9 exons. Gene Ontology annotation, biological process: proteasome-mediated ubiquitin-dependent protein catabolic process.